ACAUAUCCUACCUCACAUUUUAACAGUACAGCCCUGUACACGUGCGUAUAUAUACCGUAAACUCCGUCAUUCACGUUGACAGUUCCUCACGGUCUUGACUGGUCCUCGCACGUGUCUUCUACGAGACAAUAAGAGCUCCGGAAUCGGUGUGUGCUUGCGCGCGCAUCGUACACGCAAUUUCGUUCCAUUCGCGCUUUGUAAACAACAACAAUAACGUGUCUUUUUCGGAGCAGAGAGAGACACAGAGAGAAAGGACCCUUCCCGUGUGUCCUUGACGUUGGCCGCAAACAUUUUGGCGCAAUCGCUUCAAGACGGAGGAAGUCGCGCGCCGCCUUUCACCGAGCGCGUUUCUUUUUCAAACGCACAAACGACGAGACUCCAGUUUCUUUUCCGCGACGGACGAUUUCGCGCGGGGCCGCUUUCUCGAGAGCUCGCACGUGAGCUGCCGCGCGAAGAAAAAAAGGAAGCAGAGGAGAUACAAGGAAAUCGCGUGUAUUUUUAAAGAUAAAACAAAGUCAUUCUGCGAGAGGUUUCCGCAAAAGAUUUUACGGUGGCAUGGACGGAGCGGCGAGGCAGAAUGAGGCCCACAUGACAACGCCUCAACUGAUCCAAGCUCACGGUUACAUAUCCGAAACCCACCACAUUUGGACAGAGGAUGGUUAUUGUUUGAGCGUGCAUCGUGUACUUUCAUCUAAUGAUCGAGUGCCAUUAAAUGCUGACCCUAUUAUAAAUACGACUGCUGUCGAUAACAACAGCGAAGAUUCUAAUUCGUCAACUUCCUCCGAUUAUCAUCGCAUCCAGGAAGCCUGUGAAUCUUCCGGUGCAGGCUCGAAAUUGCCGGUUAUUGUAAACCACGGAGUCGUAUCCUGUUCUGCAGAUUGGGUGCUACUGGGACCUCACAAAGCUCUCGCAUAUGUCCUUUGCGACAAUGGAUUCGACGUUUGGCUCGCAAAUGCUCGUGGAAAUAUCUACUCUAAAGACCAUAAACAUUACUCGACCAAGGAUAAAGAGUUUUGGGAUUUCAGCUGGCACGAGAUCGGAUAUUAUGAUUUACCAGCGAUGAUAGAUUAUAUCUUGGAAGAAACCGGUCAUUCCAAAUUGUAUUAUAUCGGUCACAGUCAGGGUACAACCACGUUUUACGUUAUGAUGAGCGAAAGACCCGAAUACAAUGCUAAGAUCAAAGGGAUGAUAAGUCUGGCACCUAUAGCGUUCUUAUCAAAUCAAAGAAGUCCACUCUUCAAAUUUCUCGUACAUUUUAACGAUAUAUUAGAGUGGAGCACCUACUUUUUCAACUUUCACCAAUUCUUCCCUCGUAUUAGGUGGCAAGGGCGGAUAUUUAGCACCCUUAUACGUAACGCUCCUUGCGCGGUAACGAAGGGCUUCUGCAGCUGCUGGUUUUACAUUAUCGCUGGAUUCGGAAGCGAUCAGCUCGAUAAAUCCAUGUUACCUCUGAUAUUUGGACACUUUCCGGCAGGCGCUGCAAUGAAACAAAUCGUACAUUAUGGUCAAUCAAUAAUCUCCGGCAAUUUUCGGAAAUAUGAUUAUGGUGCUAAAGCUAAUCUAAAACUUUAUGGAUCCACCCAACCACCCAAAUAUAAUCUUGAAAGGGUCAAAGUGCCCGUGGCGAUUUUUUAUAGUGACAAUGACUUGCUCACACAUUACACGGAUGUUCAAAAAUUGAUAAAUAGAUUACCAAACGUUAUAGAAGUUAAGAAAGUACCGUAUGAAAAAUUCAAUCAUAUUGAUUUUUUGUGGGGUCGAGACGCGAGAACACUUCUAUAUAAUCGCAUUGUAAUUAUGUUGAAGAAAUUUUAAUUUAUAACACAAUAUCUCAAAAACUAAAAUUAAAAGAGAAAAUGAUUUCGACAUUUGUGCGUCUACAUUGUGCACAUUAAUCAACUCAUUGUCAGUCAAAUUAAGCUUUUAUUAUCAUCUAUACAAAUAGUGACAGGUUGAUAAUUGAGACUUCUACAUAGUUCCCCCCAAUGGUUACAUUGCAUUUUUGCGAAAUAAAAAAAUUUUUAGUAUGCAAA
Nylanderia fulva is the source of this 2033-nucleotide messenger RNA. Its product is annotated as lipase 3. The record is from RefSeq and is a predicted model, not a curated record. Gene Ontology annotation, molecular function: hydrolase activity, acting on ester bonds. NCBI's taxonomy places the organism in Eukaryota, Metazoa, Arthropoda, Insecta, Hymenoptera, Formicidae.